AUGUUUUAAGUUUACCACACAUACUUGUCUUUUCUGUGGUGUUGUACAUGUACUAAUUAAUCUUUCCCUUACAGAUGGACUACCCUACUUCCUUUCUAGUGCUGUUGGUACAAUCUGGGGUGGUGGCUGUGGAGGCUUACCUGAAGCCUAGCAAUAGAGAAAGAAAAAUGACAUAAAAAAAGAAGAAGGUCCUAAAUCACCAAUGUGCCAUUUUCCUUAUGCCAUUCUUCAGUCUCUUGCUGUUUGUUGGCUUAUCAAGUUGAAACUCCUAUGCCUGGCUUUUAAGAGCCUUUAUCCUGGCUGUCCUUUUUAAGGCAAUAUACUUUUUGUUUUUGUAUUUGUUUUUAACUAAUAGUCAUGUGUAUCUGUUACUAAGCUCUUUUCUUUCAUCUCCAAACCGACCCAUUUUAUAGCAAGCUCAGUGAUACUGGGGCAAGAUUCUGCAAGCACAUUUCAUCUUUGCCAGCUGCCCCCUGUUAGGGGGCGCUGGAGGGAGACUGGAAGAUUGAAUAACAACGAAGAGAUUACUCCUUCCUGUUUGUUUAUGGAACUUUCUGGAAGCUUCCUGUCAACUUGCAGGUUUUCUAAGAGGGUCCACAAACACUUCAUUACCUCAGCAGAAGCAGUUCUUUUCUACAGCAGCUCAAACAGUUUGCAGCUUUACCAACACUUGGAGAGCCAGUUUCAGUGACAAACACCCCCCCCCCCACGCCCCCCAGAGGCAUCAGUGCCAGCUGGAUACUUCUCUUCCUCAGCAUUGAAGAUUAUAGUAGGACCAUGGAUCUGUUUGGAGACAUAGAUGACAUUUCUUCAGAGAGUGAUGGGGACAAUGAGCAACCUAUUCCAAGGCAGGCUGUUGAUGAACAUGGAUUGCCUCAGGACCAACAGGAGGAAGAGCAGAUUUCUGAAACCAGAAUAGAAGUAGAAAUCCCCAGUAUCAACUCUGAUUUAGGAAAUGAAUUGUACUUUGUUAAACUACCUAAAUUUCUCAGCAUAGAACCCAAACCUUUUGAUCCUCAGAAUUAUGAAGAUGAAUUUGAAGGUGAGAAAGUGCUUGAUGAGGAAGAUAGAACCAGGUUGAAAUUAAAGGUGGAAAAUACGAUAAGAUGGAGGAAACGCUGGGAUGAGGACGGAAAUGAAAUUAAGGAAAGCAAUGCUCGGGUGGUCAAGUGGUCAGAUGAGAGCCUUUCCCUGCAUCUAGGCAAUGAAGUGUUUGAUGUCUACAAAGCCCCAAUGCAGGGCAAUCACAAUCACCUGUUCGUUCGAGAAGACACUGGUCUACAGGGACGAGCCGUCUUUAAGUCCAAACUCACCUUUAGACCUCAUUCUAUAGACUGUGCCACACAGAGAAAGAUGACCCUGCCACUUGGUAAUAGAUGCUCAAAGACACAGAGGAUUAGAAUCUUACCAAUUGCUGGUUGUGAUCCUGAGUGCCAGCGCACAGAAAUGAUUAAGAAAGAAGAACGUUUGAGGGCUUCUACUCACCAGACAAUCCAUCUGUGGGAGAAGCAGAGCCAGCAGCGGCUGAGUGUCCCCUACCAGGACCCCAACAGCAUCCAUGAGGAGGAGGAUGGUGCCAAAGCCAUUAAAAACCAUUACCAACGGGAGCUCCAAGAGGAACGAGCCAAAAUCUGUACUUCGGAUAGUGAUGAGGGAUCAGAAGAAGAAAUUACUGAGAGCAAGGAAACUGACCAGUGAUGAGGAGUUGAGGCUUCCAGAAAGAGAAAAGCAGGAGGUGAAGAGGAAGAAAAUGACUGAAGUAUGAAAUGUGCGCUCGUUGUAUACAUUGUAUUAAUCCUUGAAGAACACAGGUUUGAACUGCUUGGGUCCACUUACAGCUAUUUUUAAAAAAAUAAAUAUGGUACAGUACUUUAAAUGUAUUUUCUCUUCCUUAUGGUUUUCUUAAGCUUACUUUAUUAUAAGAAUAUAUAAUACAUUUAACAACCAAAAUAUGUAUGAAUCAACUGUUUAUGUUAUCUGUAAGGCUUCUGGUCAGUAGUUGGCUAAAGUUUCCUUGGAUUUUCAACUGUGUGGGGAGUGGGGGGUACUCCUAACCCCAACAUUAUUCAAGAGUCAACUGUAUAUUAUUAAGUGUCUUUUAAAGCAAUGAUGACACGACUUGUUUUGACUGAAAUGAUGAAUUGAGUCGUUUUUGCAUAAUCCUACUUGUGAAUAAAGAAUAUUCAGAAGCAAGA
Messenger RNA from Canis lupus familiaris (dog), 2195 nucleotides. Its product is annotated as RNA polymerase-associated protein LEO1-like. Gene Ontology annotation, biological process: transcription elongation by RNA polymerase II; positive regulation of transcription elongation by RNA polymerase II. The transcript is spliced from 10 exons. The record is from RefSeq and is a predicted model, not a curated record. The coding region runs from base 778 to 1698 and encodes 306 amino acids. Gene Ontology annotation, cellular component: nucleus; Cdc73/Paf1 complex. Gene Ontology annotation, molecular function: RNA polymerase II C-terminal domain phosphoserine binding. NCBI's taxonomy places the organism in Eukaryota, Metazoa, Chordata, Mammalia, Carnivora, Canidae.